This is a messenger RNA of Penicillium brevicompactum, 1659 nucleotides long. RefSeq lists its product as uncharacterized. Gene Ontology annotation, biological process: transmembrane transport. Gene Ontology annotation, molecular function: transmembrane transporter activity. The coding region runs from base 1 to 1659 and encodes 552 amino acids. The transcript is spliced from 7 exons. The record is from RefSeq and is a predicted model, not a curated record. NCBI's taxonomy places the organism in Eukaryota, Fungi, Ascomycota, Eurotiomycetes, Eurotiales, Aspergillaceae.
AUGACAUCUUCGUCAACGAUUGUCAACGAGAAGUGCGAGACAGGAAAGAACAAUGUCAAGAACGAUGACCCAGAAUCGAUCGAUACUUCAGUGGGCCAAGACACGCAUAUCCUCUACAAUGCAGCAGUCAACAAAAAUGGAAUCAAGCUUCACCCACAGCCGACCGCCGACUCCCUGGACCCGUUGAAUUGGUCAAGUCUUCAAAAACAUGCCAUCUUAUCGAUAGUUAUGCUCAAAUAUUUCCUUUUUACAUAUCUCACCACUACCACAGUUCCCUCAUUUGUGGAAAUCCAGAAUCAAUUUCAGAUCACCUAUUCGCAAGUUAAUUGGACACUCGCCGUGCCAGCAUUGGGGCUUUCCGUUGGUCCCCUCAUAUGGUCAUCACUUGGUGAUAUCUACGGUCGAAGGGUGGUUUUUAUAGUUGGAACAACCAUAUCGUUGAUAUCCACUGUUGGCGCUGCCGUCGCUGAUACAUACUCGGGGUAUAUGGCUGCUCGCUUUUUCCAAGGAUUUGGAGUAAGCCCGGCAUCUACAGUUGGAAUGGCAGUCGUGAACGAUCUAUUCUUCGAUUAUGAGCGUGGCCAAAAAUUAGGCCUGUGGGUUCUAGCAAUUGAUACUGGUACAUUACUUGGACCGACUUUUGGUGGCUUCUUGAAUCUUGUCAGCGCGGCAUGGAUUAAUUGGUUUACUGCCAUUCUCUUCGCCGCGUUAUUGCUUCUUGAAGUCUUCUUUAUGCCCGAAACCCUCUACCCGCGCAACAAAAUGCUUGAGCAAAUGCCUCGUCUUGAUCACAAGGAUAUCUCGGGGGAUGUUGAGAAGCAAGUAGCUGGGGUUGACGCGACCACGUCACUUGAACCAACGGAGACCCUGAUAUCGGAUCUACGUCGGACAAAAACCCUGCCUUUCAUAAAUUAUCAACCAGUUCCCGGCAUGCGCCAUCCCAAACCGUGGGACUCGCUUACUCGAUUUAUCUUGACGUUUCAAUUACCCGCGGUGGUUGUGGCAGUUUUGGGGUAUAGCUUCGUGUGGUACUGGUGGAUUCUGUCUGUUAUCACGAUGGUACCCGCAGCCUAUGCGAGCUAUACACCUCUCAUACAAGGUCUCUUGUUUCUCGGGCUCUUCCUCGGAACUGUUAUCUCGGAAUUCGGCUGCUCUGGGAGGCUGAGCGAUUUCAUAGUUGAAAAGCUUUCGACACGGAACGGCAACAUUCGUGUCCCAGAGAUGCGAUUGUGGCUGGCGUACCCAGCAAUGUUGAUCACCACAGCCGGGUUGAUUCUUUGGGGAAUCAGCGUGGAUCAAGGUUACCACUGGAUAGUAGGCCAGGUGGCAUUCUUCUUCUUCGCGGCAGGUAUUCAAAUUGGUAAUACAGUCACUACCAGCUACAUCAUUGACUGUUACCCGCUCCAAACAACAAGCGUGAUUACCUUCUAUGCCGUGUUUCUGAAUUUGAGCGCUUUCAUCAAUCCUUUUUUCAUUGCACCUUGGCAAGCUUCUUCUGGCUGGACUUGGACAUUCGCUUCUCAAGGCAUCAUUGUAACGGUUGGCGGAUGUUUGGUAUUCGGUGCUUUGCAUAAAUUCGGACCUUGGUUGCGCAAUAAGGCAGUAAAACCUUCUUGGGUCAACCCAGAGUUUGAUAUGGAUCUUGAGGAGCGGUCUUAG